AUGAAUGAAGAUAUUAAGAAGAAGGAAUCAUGCGUAGAAGUAAAAUAUAGAGGAGUAAGAAAGAGGCCAUGGGGAAAAUACGCGGCGGAGAUAAGAGAUACUAAUAAGAAUGGAGCGAGGGUAUGGCUAGGAACUUAUGCUACUGCGGAAGAAGCUGCUAGAGCUUAUGAUAAAGCUGCAUUUGAAAUGAGAGGUCGUUUUGCAGUGCUUAAUUUUCCUCAUGAGUAUCCAUCUGAUCAUCAUUCUUCGUCUUCUUCAUCAUAUUCAAUGUCAUCUUCAUCAACGUCGUGUUCAUCAGUUCACAAUGGGAAUGAAGUGAUCAAAGAAGUUAUUGAACUUGAGUACUUGGAUGAUAAGUUAUUGGAGGAGCUUCUUGGCUUCGAAUCUGACAAAUCUCAUGAUCAGUAUAAUAAUUAA
Solanum stenotomum is the source of this 417-nucleotide messenger RNA. Its product is annotated as ethylene-responsive transcription factor ERF096-like. Gene Ontology annotation, biological process: ethylene-activated signaling pathway; regulation of DNA-templated transcription. Bases 1 to 417 code for a protein of 138 amino acids. The transcript has a single exon. Gene Ontology annotation, molecular function: DNA binding; DNA-binding transcription factor activity. The record is from RefSeq and is a predicted model, not a curated record. Lineage: Eukaryota; Viridiplantae; Streptophyta; Magnoliopsida; Solanales; Solanaceae.